Fundulus heteroclitus (mummichog) is the source of this 2562-nucleotide messenger RNA. RefSeq names its product dickkopf WNT signaling pathway inhibitor 2 (gene dkk2). Bases 329 to 1057 code for a protein of 242 amino acids. Gene Ontology annotation, cellular component: extracellular region. Lineage: Eukaryota; Metazoa; Chordata; Actinopteri; Cyprinodontiformes; Fundulidae. Gene Ontology annotation, biological process: negative regulation of canonical Wnt signaling pathway; multicellular organism development. The transcript is spliced from 4 exons. The record is from RefSeq and is a predicted model, not a curated record. Gene Ontology annotation, molecular function: co-receptor binding; receptor antagonist activity.
UGUCAGAUGCUGAAUGGGGGCGGAGGAAGAAAACUCAUUAGACUCCUAUAAAAAGAAAGUAUCUGAGGUCAUAAAGGAGUCUGCUGGAGGACGGAGAGCCACUCAGAGCCUGACGGGGACCCGGUGGAGACCUCCUCGCACACCCCUUCAUCCUGAAACUCUCCCGUUUCCCUGCGCGUCUCGCAUAGCUCCAUCAGUGCGCUCUGUGCGCGGCGCAGGAACAGUGCCGGGGCGCACGCUUCCCCGCUCAGAAACAAAAACGUUAAGCCGCUCCACGGGAAAAAAAAAGCUUUGUUCUUGUUUUUAAGCCACGGUAAUCAUUUAGAGGAUGCUCGUCUCAGUUUGGAGUAGAUGCUGCGUUGUGCUCUUUCUCGCCGCUUCUGUGAGGACGGAGGCAUCCCAGGUGUCGGAGGCGCGUCCGAAAGCGAACUCCAUCAGGCCCUCUUCCCUGGAGGAGACGCCGACCCCGGCGGCGAACCGUUCCGCCCCGGUGGCCAGGAAGCACCGCAUCCAUCCGCAGCAGGUGUAUCCGUGCAGUAAUGACAAGGAGUGCAGUGUUGGCAGCUACUGCCACAGCCCCCAGCAGGCGCCGUCUCGCUGCCUGUCCUGCCGCAGGAAGAAGAAGCGCUGUCACCGAGAUGCCAUGUGCUGCCCCGGGAACCGCUGCAGCAACUAUAUAUGUGUCUCCAUCUCCGAGAGUGUGCUGUCACCUCACAUCUCUGCAAUAGAUAAUCCCAACGUGCUGAACGCCAAAGACCAAACCUGGAGGAAGAAAGGCCGGGGCCAGGCUAAGCCUGUGCCAAAGGGUCACGAGGGGGAUCCUUGCUUACGCUCGUCCGACUGCUCGGAGGGCUACUGCUGCGCGCGUCACUUCUGGACCAAGAUCUGCAAGCCGGUGCUGCGGCAGGGCGAGGUGUGCACCAAGCAGAGGAAGAAAGGCUCUCACGGCUUGGAGAUCUUCCAGCGCUGCGACUGCGCCAAGGGCCUCUCCUGCAAGGUGUGGAAAGAUGCCACCUCCUCGUCCAAGUCCCGGCUCCACAUGUGCCAGAAGAUCUGAAGCCAAGGCAGCUGCCACAGGCGCUGAGGCCUCUGUCUCCAUCUGCCACGGAAAGUUUUUAGGAAAAGAAUGGCUUGUGGCUGCACUGAGAGGGAGCAAGAGACAGAGACUAACAAGAGACAGAACAGACUUCUGAGGCGUGGGUUCAAAAACUCGCAAGCGGGCAGCAAAUGGGAAACGCUCUGAUGUGUUUGCCGCGAGCCGCCAUCCCCGCGCUCACGCAAGCACGCAUCUUCAAGACACACAAGCACGCAUUCCUCCUCGCAGCUUUGAGAGAUGGACGAGCUUUGCACCAUUAGAAAAAAAAAAAUAGAAAUAAAACAUGUCCGGAUUAUAUUCAGGGAGCCACAGAGAUAGCCGGCAGAAGCUGUGACGGGUGUGCACUUUGUCAAGGUGGAGACAACAGAUGUAGCAGACUUUCUUUUUUUUUUUUUUUGCCAAAAUACCAAAAAAAUAUAUCAUUAUAAGCCUCUCAAAUCACUUUAACAUAUUUUAAAUGAAUUAUUCCCCCAUAAAUAUUUAAAAAGCCAUAUAGUUUGCCUCCUUCAGACUGCUUCUGGAGUUAAUGUGCUCAGAUGUGACGCCUCAUGCAUGAGCCCAAGGAUCACGGCGCAUUCACGCCGAAGGCUAAUGAGUUUCAUGUGUCGCGUUAGCUCGGCAGACCAGAGAUAAAGCCUGAUGGCGCUCGCCCUGGAGGCCUCCAUUGAUCUGUCACAUCCAGCUGCGAGCCGUCGGGACCAGAGCCGGAGCCCUUGGUGUGUGAGGUGGAGCUCGGCUGCAGACUCGGCGGUACCGAUACCAGACGGAAAGCGGCUCUGCUUUCCCAAUCACAUUAACGAGGCUCAGGGAUAUAAGGGAUUCCAAGUCAGAUACUUUUUUUUUUUUUUUUUUUUUCCAUUAGCGAAGCCCGUAGGAAUGGAGACGUGGGGAGAUUGAUUACAUAAAGCUGAUGUGUUCAAAGAGAAUCCGCCGUUUGAUUCUUUGUUUUGCGGGCGGCACCGAGCCCUGUUUAUUUUUCAGCCUUUUAAAUACCACCACAUACUUUCUUCUCAUGAAAUAUGGUGGGCCUUCGUUUUGUUCUGGAUGUUUUUUGUUUUUUGUUAACAGCCCUAGCCCCAAAGCUGACACUCAUAGUAUCGCUUUAAAGCAUACAUCUUGUAACCAUUUUGAAAUAUCAAUAAGCUCUUUUAUGUAAAUAGACUGGAAGCGAUAUUUAAGAACAAAUGUAUAUCAUGUACAUACAUAGCCAAAUGAUCUGGGAGAGAGGCGAUACGGUGGAUAAGGAGGAGACAAAAAUGUUUGGCUGGUUUUUCAGACUGCCUGCAUUUAAAAAAAAAAGGACAGCUUGUAACAGCUAGAACAACAAUUUCCCAAAUAUUUUGCGCAAAAGGUGUGUAAAUGGUGUGAAGAUGUAUAUCCCACUAAAAUGAUUUGUGUGAAUAUUGGUUUGUUUCUGUGUUCUUGAAAUGAUGGAAGAAUAAAAGGAAUGUAUUUCGUAUCACUGA